AUGAAGGUUCUAUAUAAAAGUGAAAACAGGACCAUUGCUCUAUAUUCGGACACAUGUUCGCUACUUUUCAGACAAUUAACGAAAAAGUCGACGAACUCAUGGGGUCCGUCCGUGGCUGUCGAAGUAGCUCCCAACGAUCAAAUCAGCAAAGAAAAUGGCUAUAAAGUCUUAAUUAGUAGAGAUGUCCAUGGAUGUCUCGGCCUCAUUACUGUUGAGGAACAGGUUUUCUUGGUUGUCAUUACAGGAGCAAUUAAGGAAAUAGCACAGCCUUUGAGAUAUGAGACUGUUGAUAAGAUAUAUUCAGUGGAGUUCGUGUCGUUGACUAGUGACGAAUGGGACUUUGUAACUUUGGAUCCUAAUGGAAUGCCAGUUCAAUCUUCUGGGGCAGAUGACUACGACGAUGGAAAUGACUACAACAGAACUGUACAUCCCUGUUUUGAAUUAAGGAAGCUAUUGUCCAAUGGGUCUUUCUACUAUUCAAAUGACUUUGAUUUGACUUCUUUACUUCAAGACAGAGGUGUUUCCCGAUCAAAACUAUAUGAGAAAAGAAGUACCCAUACAAGAAAGAUUAACUUCGAGCAUUAUCUGAAAGACUAUAUGUGGAAUUCUUUCAUGAUGAAAGAACUUCUUGGUUUCCGUUCUAAAUUGGAUGAGUUUGGCCAAGCAUUGUUAGAUGACAACAAGUUUUUAACAACAGUGAUAAGAGGCUGUGCAUCUACUGUAGCUUUAGGCCGGCCGGGUGAUUCUUUGACCAUUAUAUCAAAACAGUCGUGGAAGAGAGCAGGAACGAGAUUCAAUGCUAGAGGCAUUGACGAUAACGGGGAUGUUGCGAACUUUGUCGAGACAGAAGUUAUCUUUAGUCGCUUACUGCAAGGGCUGAUAUUUGCCUUUACGGAGGUAAGAGGCUCUGUUCCCGCGUUUUGGGAACAAGAUUCGACAUUGAUAAACCCUAAGAUAACACUAACUAGAUCAUUGGAAGCAACGCAGCCUAUUUUUAAUAAGCAUUUCUUAGAUUUGAAACACAAGUACGAUACAUGUCACAUUGUGAACUUGCUAUCUAAAACAAAACCUGCAGAAGCAUCUUUACUGAGGCGCUACAAAGAUUUAUAUAAUAAUUUUGACCAAAAGCAGGACAUGCCUUUUACUGAGUUUGAUUUUCAUAAUGAAACUAAACAGAGCGGAGGUUUUGCCGGGGCUGCAAAGAUCUUACCUCUUUUGGAAAACACGUUAGCCCAGAUUGGUUGGUUCUCAUUUGAUGUUGAGCAUGACGAAGUAAUAACAAGACAGAACGGUGUAUUUCGAGUCAAUUGCUUGGACUGCUUAGACCGCACAAAUCUUGUUCAACAGGUUAUAAGUCAAAAUGUCCUAGAACACAUUUUGAUGAAUCAGUCAACAAAUGGAUCAGGAUAUCGGGAGCGAUUCGCGUCAGAUGAAAUCAUCACCCGACACAAUUCAAUUUGGGCUGAUAACGGCGACGCAAUCUCCCAGAUUUACACUGGAACCAACGCAUUAAAGUCCUCUUAUACUCGAUCAGGGAAAAUGAACUUCGCAGGUGCCAUUUCUGACGUAACUAAAUCAGUUUCGCGAAUGUAUCAAAAUACGUUUAUUGAUGGUAGAAAGCAGUCGACUAUGGACUUAUUACUUGGCUAUGAUGCAAAGAACUCAAAGCCGGUCAAGAUCUAUGAUCCAAUCAAUGAUUAUGUUCAAGAAAAAUUGAAGGAGCAGUCUAGUGCAUUCACGACAUGGAGUAACAUUACAGUAUUUGUGGGUACUUUCAAUGUUAAUGCGGCUUCCCCAAGUAAUGCUCUUGAUUUAACAAGUUGGCUUUUUCCUCCUGAGAUUGCCGAUACUUCUCUACCUGACAUAUACGCUAUUGGACUACAGGAGAUGAUUGAGUUAAAUGCUGGCUCGAUUUUGUCAGCCGAUAACAGCAAACCAACGCAGUGGGCCAACUUGAUCAACAAACAGCUUAAUUCACAAAGGGAAUCUUACUUAUUAUUACGUACAGAGGCUAUUUCCUCGAUCUCGUUAUUUUUGUUCGUGAAAAAAUCUCAAGUGAGUAGAGUCAAACAAGUUGCCGGCUCUUCAAAAAAGACUGGAAUGGGUGGAAUUACUGCCAACAAAGGUGCAUGUGGUGUUAGGUUUGAUUUCGGUCUGACAUCCAUUGCGUUAGUGACGUCACACUUGGCCGCUGGUACCACCGCUGUCGUGGAAAGAUAUAAUGAAUAUCAAACUAUUAUGCAAGGCUUGAAGUUUACAAGAAACUAUACUUUGAGCGAUCAUGACCAUAUAGUAUGGUUUGGUGACCUUAACUAUAGAAUAUCCAUGCCAAACGAACGCGUGAGGUCUUUGAUUGAUAGUGGUGCGUUUGAUGAGUUACUUCAAAAUGACCAAUUGAAUCAAGAGCUUUCUCAAAAAGGUGCCUUUAGUAUUUUCAAUGAAGGAGUAAUUAAGUUCUACCCAACUUACAAAUUUGAUAAGGGAACUUCGAACUAUGAUACCUCUGAGAAGCAAAGAGUUCCUUCUUGGACAGAUAGGAUUCUUUACAAGAGUUCAAAUGGCUUGGAAAAAAUCCAACAAUUGAGUUACCGAUCAUUAAUGGAUAUAUACAUCAGUGAUCACAAGCCAGUUUUCUCUCUUUUCAAAUGCAAAGUUAAGUUUGUUGAUGAACCCAAGCGACUUGAGAUGGCUAAAUUCUUGUAUGAGGAUUUUAAGAAGUAUCAUGGUGAUCAAGGAGAUAUAUCUCUAGUUGAAAUAUCUGACAGUGCUUCGUCUACGAAACCUUCUUCAUCUAAGGAUUCGAGUUUUACCGCUGAUACUUUAUCGGAAAUGAAUCUCUUGGAUGACUUCGAAACUUCCGGUCCCAAACUACCUCCACGUCCCUCAAGUGCCAAGUAUGCUUCACCUAGGAGAAUACCACCCCCUCCAGCAAGUCGAAAUAUUUCUGCGAAGGCACAGACUGAACCUCUCAAUAACGCAAAUUCUACUUCCUCAAGCAUUCCACCACCUCCUCCUCCCCCAAGAAAAACAACCUCAGAAGUGAAAGUCCCGGUUGGAUUUUCGGCUACGCCUUUAGUUCCAAAUAGGUCUCAUUCUGGAACCCCAUCGAAAGGCUCCCCAGUUGUAACACCCAAUAAUACAUCACUGGAUAUCAAAAAACCGCUUAUACCAGCUAAGCCAUUGUCAUUGGCGUCUGCAAAAACUGAUGGUGAAAGACCAAAAUCCCCCGAAAAAAGCGAUAGAGUGCAGGUUAGGCGCAGCCCAGUCCCUCCUCCUCCUCCUAGAACACUGACUAACAACAAACAAGUCGAAGUAUCUAAUUCUCCAAGAACAAUGGCAGAUUGGGCUCCUCUAGUUCCAAAAUAA
Molecule: messenger RNA, 3366 nt
Organism: Priceomyces carsonii
Lineage: Eukaryota; Fungi; Ascomycota; Pichiomycetes; Serinales; Debaryomycetaceae
Product: phosphatidylinositol-3-/phosphoinositide 5-phosphatase
Exons: 1
Coding region: 1-3366 (1121 amino acids)
Biological process (GO): phosphatidylinositol dephosphorylation
Cellular component (GO): cytoplasm; membrane
Molecular function (GO): phosphatidylinositol-4,5-bisphosphate 5-phosphatase activity; phosphatidylinositol-3,5-bisphosphate 5-phosphatase activity
Source: RefSeq, a predicted model, not a curated record